Molecule: messenger RNA, 2234 nt
Organism: Xenia sp. Carnegie-2017
Lineage: Eukaryota; Metazoa; Cnidaria; Anthozoa; Malacalcyonacea; Xeniidae
Product: tyrosine-protein kinase RYK-like
Exons: 3
Coding region: 1-1785 (594 amino acids)
Biological process (GO): cell surface receptor protein tyrosine kinase signaling pathway; multicellular organism development; protein phosphorylation
Cellular component (GO): signaling receptor complex
Molecular function (GO): ATP binding; transmembrane receptor protein tyrosine kinase activity
Source: RefSeq, a predicted model, not a curated record
AUGGGAUUGGAUAUUGAACAUGACAUUACUUUGAUCAAAAACGGUAGGAGGAAUCAAAACCUAACGUUAUUCGAUGAAACAACACACGCCUUGCCUUCAACGUUAAACCGCAUUGAACUAACAUGGAUAACACACAAGCACGACGUGAAAUAUGACUUGCGUCUAACAUCAGGAAAUCAGCAGAUACUAAAAGCCAAAGUUGAAAAUGUACCAAUGAAAGGCAUAGUUUCUCGAGAUUUGAAGACCUUUGAAGUUAUUUUUAAAUGUUCUGCCACCGGAGAGGUCAAGGUUUACUUCUCUUUGAACUAUACACAUUUUGUAGAUACUUCGCAAGAAUCUUUUAAACUAUUUCAUCUCGUAAUGCCUAAAAUUUGUCAUGUAAACACCAACUCGACAAGCAGUGCAAAAUCCGUCAAUCGAAUCACGAUUUUAACUGUUAGCACUGGUUUGGCCUUGCUUAUUAGUGGCCUUAUUGCAUCCGCGUGUGUCUACCUGUUGUUGAAGCGGUCUAGAAAUGAUUUUAGUCGGAUUGAAGAGCCUAGGGAACACAUUUCUCCUCCCAUAGAAAGCUCUCCAUCGUCUAGUGUUUCGAUACAAACUUCAUCAAAAACUCCAACUGUUGUGUACUCGCCUAAGAAGACGUCAUCAGGUCAACUUUUUACUACACUUACCAAACAGGAGAGCCUGCGUAGGAUAACUACACCUAAACCAGCCUGUUGCUCACCUAAUGAUCGCAAAGUUUCAAAUGCUUCAGAGAAAACUGCCUUGUUGCGGCAGGAACAUCAUGACUCAUCAAAACCUAUCAAAGAAGAAAGUGAUAAGUUACUGGCGUUAGAAACACUGAAUGAGUACUGGUCAGAGGAACUUGGCGAUUCUAUCAAGUCAUCCGACGUUGUUGAGAUUCGCAGUGAAGUUCUUGGAGAAGGCACGUUUGGUCGUGUCGUGCGUGGAAAGUUGAUUGUUUCCUGUGAGCCGUCGGAAAAUAAUGUUGAUUUAGCUGUGAAAAUAUGCAAGAACGAGAUUGAGUUUGAUCGUAUGGUUUCAUUUGUGAACGAGGCGAUAAGAAUGAAGUGUUUACGGCAUAAAAAUAUCCUCGACUUAAUAGGUGUCGUCCUUAAACCCAGUUCAUCACCAUUAGUUCUUACACCAUACAUGCAACAUGGUAGCUUACAUCAAUUUUUGCGACAUUCUCGAGGUAUAGGUGUUAGACGUCAGUUGAUUUCUUCUAGACAAUUGAUCAAUUUUAGUUGCCAAAUAGCCAAGGGUAUGGAGUAUCUUGCUAGUCAAAAAAUUGUUCAUCGCGAUUUGACUGCACGCAAUUGUUUGGUCGACAAAGACCUCAACAUAAAAAUUGGAUCGCUUAGUCUAGCCAGAGAGGUGAAUCACUUUGUUAUGUUCAAAAUGGAACAUUGGACAGAGUUGACAGUGAAAUGGAUGGCAUUAGAAAGCUUAUUGUAUUAUAUCUUUAAUGAGAAAAGUGAUGUAUGGUCAUUUGGUAUUGUUUUAUGGGAACUAGUAACACUUGGAGCUCAACCAUAUGCUGGUUUGGACAAUAACGAAGUGCUGCCAUAUCUUGAAAACGGAACACGUUUACCAAGGCCCUUACGUUGCCCAGAUGACCUAUACACUAUCAUGCAAUCUUGUUGGUAUUCCUUACCAGAAGAACGACCUUCUUUUAGUGUUCUCGUGCAUAAACUUGAUGGCUACGAACUUCGUUUGCGCCCGUCAUGUAUUACAUUUGAGUUUGAUGAAGAUACCAUUGAAAUGUGUGACGGACUGGUUUAACUACAAUGAUGGUUAACAUAGUUGAGAAAGAGAAAUAUUUAUGCCAUGUUGAAGACUACAACCACCAUAAUAUAUAUGAUGUUCAUACUUCCAUUGAUAGGCCUUUGAGACACUAUAUAUUUUAUUAAUUGCUUAGGAUUUUGUGUAAGGAUGAAUUGCAUAUUAUUAUAUGCACGCCUUCUUAUAAAUAUUUGUUUGAAAUAAUGUGUGUAUAGAUUUGAUGUAUAAAUCACUCGUGAACAUCAUACAGAGUAUUAAAGUGAGAGCAAACUCACAAUUGUGAAACUGAAAAAGAUGAUUUGUAUAUAUUGUAAAUAUUGUAUAUUAUUAUUUUCUGGCAAUGUUCAUCGAAAACAUCUCUUGAGUGUAAAUACAAUAGUUUAUUUUUUACGCAAAUCUAAGCAAACUAGAGUUUUUAGUUAAUACCAAUAUUAUUUUUAAAGAUUGAA